AUGCUCACGUCCGGCUUGACCAAUACUCCGCUCUCGAAGUCUCUUCUGAUCUACGUCGUCGUAUCCUCAAUCGCGCUCUCAAUCUUGGACGUCAAGCACCUCGCCUCAAUCCAUGCCUCUCCGCACUUCUGGCCCUAUGGGCAAUUCUGGCGCGCUUUAUUCUGGCAAAUCGCCGGCUUUGCCAAUUCGACAGAGGCGCUCUUUGCUGCGAUGCUGGUGUACCACCUCCGCGUCGUGGAACGGGCAUGGGGAAAGCGAAAGAUGGCCACUUUCCUUCUAACAACCCUUCCCUACACAACGAUCCUCCCUCCCUUCCUCCUCGCCGUUCUCGUGCGACCUGUCUCCCUAAACAACCUGAACUAUCUCCCAUCGGGCCCAACAGCAACAGUAUUUGCUCUCCUAGCACAAUAUCACGCCUCAAUCCCACAUAUCUACCGCUAUCGCAUCAGCACAACGUCUUCCUCGAACACUGCAGCAGGGACAAACGCCGGCGACUCCACCUCCAGCCAAAAUAACACCCCAAGCAACAAUGGCAAUGGCACGCCUAAGCCACCCCCACCAAGCCUAUCACUUCUCCUCUCCGACAAAUCAACAACCUACCUCAUCGCCGCCCAACUCGCGCUCUCCCAAUUCCCUGCCUCCAUUCUCCCCGCCGUGACCGGCUGGAUAAUAGGCAUGGCCUGGCGCGCCGAACUGCUUCCGGGCCUCUCACCAUCUAGCACGGGCUUUCGUGUUCCCGCGUGGCUGGUCGGUGAGCGCGAGCGGAGAAGUGGAGCUGCGAUCGCCGCUGCUGGCGAGAGAGAACGGUUCGAGGAUUUGAGGAGGAGGUUGGAAGGGGAGGCUGAGGCCUCUGGCUUGGAGGGUGCUAAUUCUGCUGCGUCCAGGAGAAGGAAUCCCGGUGAUAGCUCCGAUGGUGGACUUGCGGAGAGAUUGAGAUCGGCAUGGUGA
Messenger RNA from Penicillium argentinense, 948 nucleotides. It is a transcript of the gene dscB, whose product is annotated as protein dscB. The record is from RefSeq and is a predicted model, not a curated record. NCBI's taxonomy places the organism in Eukaryota, Fungi, Ascomycota, Eurotiomycetes, Eurotiales, Aspergillaceae. The transcript is spliced from 2 exons. The coding region runs from base 1 to 948 and encodes 315 amino acids.